Messenger RNA from Cylas formicarius (sweet potato weevil), 6700 nucleotides. RefSeq names its product insulin-like receptor. The record is from RefSeq and is a predicted model, not a curated record. Gene Ontology annotation, molecular function: insulin receptor substrate binding; ATP binding; insulin receptor activity. Gene Ontology annotation, cellular component: membrane; insulin receptor complex; axon. Gene Ontology annotation, biological process: positive regulation of MAPK cascade; positive regulation of phosphatidylinositol 3-kinase/protein kinase B signal transduction; protein phosphorylation. The transcript is spliced from 7 exons. Bases 829 to 4989 code for a protein of 1386 amino acids. Lineage: Eukaryota; Metazoa; Arthropoda; Insecta; Coleoptera; Brentidae.
UUUUAUUUUAGUGGACUAUAGGUUAUUUAACACACUUUAGAGCAAAUAACAGCUAAUUGGGGGUUUAAUAUAACUUAUACCUACGGUUCAAUGCAGCACAGACGACAACGAAGCAACUCACGUGUUUUAAAAGCCAAUAGUGGGAAGUGUGUCUUGACGGCGUAUUUUUCCUUUAAUGAUACUACGCAUGAUCGUAGUUUUGAUAGCAAAGCAGACGCGUCGAGUAAAAAAUGUCGCAUUUUGAUUUUGUUUCAAUAUAAAUUGUUUGCGUAUUGUAAAACAUAAGAAGACGGGAUACUCUGGUUUUGUAAAUUGUCCCACGCCGUAAAAUAUUUGGUUACUUCGGUCGAAUCUCCCACGUUGCCCCUUUUCUUACGCAUGUCAUCUAAUAGUAAACGAUUUUCAUUCACGCUAGUUUCAUUUGAUGCCAGCGAGUGUAACGCAAUUGCUGUGUCAGUUGCAAAAUUGAUAUAUUUGUCGUUAAUCUAUCCGAAUGACGGAAUUGCCAAAAAAUGUAUAAAAUUGGCAACAGUGUGUGUGUGUAGCAUAGAAUUGCCAAACAACAUUGGGAAGUUUUGUGUCUUAGGAGAAGCAUGGUGGAUGGACAAUACUGUUAUGAGGUUGUUAAUUUUGACGAUACAUGUACGAAAAAUCAACUCUUAUUUAUUAUAGUAAUGUUUGAAAACAGUUCGUGAAUGUGUGUACUUUGGUGUGCAAUAAUACGAUCCACAUGUUAAAUUAAAAGGAACUCGAAGUUCAGAGCCGAAUGUGCAAAAUAGUCUUCCUUGCCUCAUUCGAAGGCAUCCGGCCCAAUUGGGGCCGUCACUGAUGGCUUUAGCUGCACUGGUACGGCCGUUGAGGCCCCUCACUUUUUUGGCAACUUUUAUUUUUCUGAUGCAGCUGAACCUGCUGAACACCAACGAGUUAAUAUCAAUCACACCUGAACCUAUCAUCUGCAAAAGUAUCGAUAUACGCAAUAAGGUGGAGUCUUUUGCCGAAUUGGAAGGUUGCCAAGUAGUCGAGGGAUACUUGCAGAUUCUGCUUUUCGACAAUGUGAACGAAACUGACCUGGAAAAAAUCAGUUUUCCCGAAUUGACUGAAAUUACCGAUUAUUUAUUAUUAUUUAGAGUAAACGGACUUCGCAGUAUAGGCCAACUGUUUCCGAAUUUGGCCAUCAUACGAGGCCAAAAUUUAUUUCCUAGUAAUAAGGCGUUAAUAGUAUUCGAAAUGUCAAUGUUGCAAGAAAUCGGUUUGUAUUCCUUAACGGAUAUCCUCCGAGGUUCCGUCCAUAUUGACAAAAACCCGUCGUUGUGUUACGUGCAUACGAUCGAUUGGAAUCGAAUUAUUCACGACAAAUCGAUAGUUCCUAAUUUGAAAAGCUUUAAGCCGGAAAACGAAUGUCCGGUGUGUCCGGAAUCGGUGAACGGAAUGUCCUGUCCGCGGGAUACCACGGGCAAGGACAGGUACCUUUGCUGGAACAGAGAACACUGUCAGAAAAUCUGCAAAGGUUGCGACGUAUGUAACGAGAUUGGGAAAUGUUGCGAUUCUCAUUGCAUGGGAGGUUGCAGUAUUAAUGACACCAGGAAAUGUUCGGUUUGUCGCCAUUAUGUCGGACCCCAGCAGCCACCCGUAUGCGUAGAGCAAUGCCCGCCACAGUAUUAUAAAUAUUUAGAUAGACGGUGUGUAUCUAAAGAAGAAUGCCUAAGCAUGAGCCGUCCCACAGGCAUCAGAGGGCCUAUCAACGAUAACGGCAAGAACCCUUACAAAAUUUUCAACGGAUCUUGCAUACUGCAAUGUCCGACUAACUACGCUGACGAUUACGAGCGUAGCACUUGUAAAAAAUGCGACAAUACUUGCAAAAAGGAAUGUCCUGGAGCUAGCAUAGACAGCAUCAAUUUAGCGAAGCAAUUGAGGGGUUGCACUCACAUCACCAGCUCCCUGGAAAUCCAGAUUAGGGGCGGUAAUAACGUAGUUAAAGAAUUGGAGGACAAUUUGAGUAUGAUCGAAGAAAUCGACGGGUACCUCAAAGUGGUGAGGUCGUUCUCGUUGGUGUCGCUGAACUUCCUCAGAAACCUCAAGAGGAUCGGCGGCAAGUAUCUAGAAAGCCAAAAGUACAGCUUGGUGGUGUUGGACAACCAGAACCUACAAGAUUUAUGGGAUUGGGACAACAAUCGAACCAUCAAAAUCGAUAACGGCUCUUUGUUUUUCCACUUUAACCCGAUGCUGUGCUACAGCAAAAUUGAGGAGUUGAAGACGGUCGCGAAGUUGCCGGAUUUCACCGAUCUGGAAGUCGCGCCGACUUCGAACGGCGACAAAGUCGCGUGCAACGUUACCGAAUUGGUAGUAAACGUAACGAAGAUAGAAAGCAAAGGAGUCAUUCUAGAAUGGCAACCUUACAGGGUGAUCGAGGAUACUCGUAGCUUGCUCAGCUACACGGUGUUUAGUAUUGAAGCUCCGAAUAGGACGGUCAACUCUUACGACGGACGUGACGCUUGCGGACAAGAUAAUUGGCACGUAGACGACGUGCCCAAUAAUCCAAACGUAGAUCCCGUUCAGCAUCCUUUAACUAACUUAAAACCUUACACGCAAUACGCAUUUUACGUGCGUACUUACACCGUAGCCAACGAAAAGCGAGGAGCUGAAAGUAAAAUCCAGUAUUUCGUAACGAAACCCUCCAGACCGGGUGUGCCCACAUUAACGGUGACCAGCAACUCGAGCGAUUCGUUGUACGCCAAAUGGACUGCUCCACGACACCCUAAUGGGAAAAUAACGCACUACGUUUUAUCCGGUAGCAAGAGGAAAGAUCUUUUGCUCGACAUAAAACGCGACUAUUGCAAAAACCCCGUGGUGGAUUACAAGCCGGAAACUCCAUCUCCGCUACCAUCUACCCCUUCGCCGAAGAACGAUAGUUGCUACGACAGUGGUAAGCAAGAUAGAGCUACCAUCGACGAAGUGGAAGAAUGGGCGAGGAUAAAAUUCGAAGACGCGUUACACAAUGAGGUCUACGUUAAAAGGACUGACGUAAUCAGCAGGAAAAGAAGACACGCGUAUGAGGAUAUAGAGACCUACGGGAAUAGUUCCCAGAGCAGCAAAAUUCCCGCCAAGUUUCCAAACUCCACCGCUUAUCUUCAGGAUGGCUCGAAGAAUGAAGCUCCGAUUUUGAACAAAACGGAAAUCGGUAGCGAAAUAUACGAAACUUUUACAUUUAACGUGGUAGGGCAAACCGAAUACUAUAUCAAGAACUUGCACCAUUUUACUUUCUACGAUGUGUACAUUAAGGCGUGCAGGGAAAAGGUGGAUAACGAUCUCGAGCCUGAAUGCAGCUUGAAUGAUGUUGAGACAGUCCCCACUCUAAGGAAAGUGGGAGCUGACAAUAUUACAAACGUUACAAUAACAAAUAAAAGUUUGGAGACUGUAACGGUGAGCUGGCAUCAGCCGCCAGACCCUAACGGCAAGAUUGUGUCCAUAUUAUUCCACUAUAAGCGUGAAGGUAGCAAAAACGCUCAACCUAACAAAGAGUGCAUCUCCUUAAAAGAUUUUAAGAAGUACAACAUAGGCAAGUCGUCUAUGAGCUAUACGAUUACUAAAUUAUUUCCGGGCAAUUACAGUCUUUGUUUAAAGGCAACCUCAUUAGCCGGAGAUGGAGAAUAUUCUGAUUGCGUUAAUUUCGUCAUCGAAGAACCGACAUCGUACGGAGUCUUAGUCACCACCAUCGUUCUCUUUUCUUUGUUUUCGAUUGUGGUGGUCGUCGGUUGUUGGUUUUAUAGAAGAAACGUAAAGGAGCGGAAGAACAUGAGACUUAUACCAGCUGUAAACCCGGAGUACGUGGCUAGCGUAUAUAUACCGGACGAGUGGGAAGUGUCUCGUAAAAAAAUCGAGUUAAUCAAAGAGUUGGGUCAGGGUAGCUUUGGUAUGGUCUGGGAAGGUAUCGCUCACGACGUAAACGGACAAUCCUCCAUUCGCUGUGCUGUUAAAACGGUGAACGAACACGCUACAAAUAGGGAGAGAGUGGAUUUUUUGAACGAAGCAUCAGUAAUGAAGGCUUUUGACACAGCCCACGUGGUAAGACUCCUGGGUGUCGUCUCUCAGGGCCAACCGACACUGGUGAUAAUGGAGCUUAUGGCCCACGGCGACUUAAAGUCGUACCUAAGAUCCCACAGGCCAGACGCGGAGUCGCUGAACUCCAUCAUCCCUAAACAACCUCCUAGUUUAAAACAAAUUCUUCAGAUGGCGAUCGAAAUUGCCGACGGUAUGGCCUAUCUGGAGGCGAAAAAAUUCGUGCAUCGCGAUUUGGCUGCUCGGAAUUGCAUGGUGUCGGAAGAAAUGACAGUGAAGAUCGGAGAUUUCGGGAUGACUAGAGAUAUUUAUGAGACUGACUAUUAUCGUAAAGGUACAAAGGGGUUGUUACCGGUGAGAUGGAUGGCUCCAGAGAGUUUGAAAGACGGUGUGUUUACCAGCAGUAGCGACGUAUGGAGUUACGGCGUGGUGUUGUGGGAAAUGGCAACUUUGGCGUCCCAACCUUACCAAGGCCUAUCAAACGAUCAGGUCUUACGGUACGUUAUCGACGGUGGUGUCAUGGAACGGCCUGAAAACUGUCCCGACAAGCUGUACGCUUUAAUGAGAUUCUGUUGGCAACAUAAACCUACAGCUCGACCUACUUUUAUGAAGCUUUGCCAAAUUCUCUUAGAAGACGCCAGUCCGGUGUUCUCCCAGGUAUCGUUCUAUCACAGUCCAGCCGGAAAAGAGGCAAGAUCAACGCGGCUACCGACAUCUCCGUGUCAUAAUGAUAACGAAACAGAGGCAGCUACACCAUUGAGAAGGCCUCCAGAUCGAACCACGCACGGCUAUACUCCCUCCGAGUCCCAAGAGUCUGACGAUAUCGACAUCGAUACACAUCAUCGGUUUCCCAGUAUUUCAGAAGAGCCCACCGCCAAUGGAUACGUCGGAGGGCGCAUCAGAAAUGGUGUAGUCGACUCAACUCAAUGCUAACCGCAGUUGGUUAAUUUGUAAAUAUAUUUCGGAAAAUAUAGAUACUGCGUUAAUUAAGGAAUCCCCUCAAAAGUGUUCAGACGGUUUCUGACGAAACCAAAUUAUUUAAAAUGAAUAUUUUGCUCAGGAAAUACUCUCGAAAAUCUCACUCAUUAUAACAAGAAAUUGCGCGAAAGUGCUUGCUGCUUACUGCAUGAAGUAAAUUAUAGUUUUAAGUAAAUAAAUUUACCAAAGAUAGAAAUAUAUAGUUGUAAUAUGUGACCUGUGAUGUUUUUCAUUUUUUUUAUGAUCAUUUUUAACAAACACACAGGUUCAGUUGCAGUUUUACAGUUAUACAGGAGGCAGAAACAAAAAUUUGGAUCCGUUUUAUUUAUUUAUUUAUUUUUGUUCAAAAAUGGGUCAUUUACUUUUCUCUGUUUAAAGCCGCACCACUGUCAAAUAUUUGUAGCUAAUCCCAUUUUCUUUUGCUGAACCCUUUUAAAUUGCUACCCUCUCACUCUUCCCAUUUUAAUCCAUAAUUUUAAAUUAAUUUAGAUUGUGAGUACCAACAGCAUUACUCUCUUAAGAACCAUUAAAAUGGCCCAUUUUUGUGCCCUUGCCAGCACUGUGACUACUUCCCAUAUGGACGUGCGGCCUAUCCAGAAACAUUCCUGACGAAAUUUGAUAGAAACAGCACUUUCCUAUGAACAUUCCUCUACCCUUUAAAUUCGUUUCAAAUAGCCUCUAAAAAUUUUGUAAUAUUAAUCUACCGAAGCACGUCUCUGGCCAACAAAUCUUCCACGAAACAAGCAAGUAAUUAAAAAAUUUUUGGAGCACCAUUUGUCAGGGGAGUUUCGGGGUGAGCUGUAUUUUAUUAGUCCAUGAUAAGUUUAUUUUUCAAUUGUUCUCAUCAGUUUUAUCUAAAUGAAUCUGUUAUUGUUUUAAUUCGUAUAUAGUAAUGAUGCCAGCAUUGAGAAAGCAUGUAUUAAGAAAACAGCAAGAGUAACCCUGUAGUGAUGGUCAUAUUUCUUGUUAUACUGAUAGAAGUAAUUUAGUUAAAGUGAUGAGUAUAAUUGCUAUGAAUUAUUUUUUAUAUGUAACCCAAAGCAUUCACUGUAGACCUGUCACUUUUGGCGAAAUUGUACAUCGCAGCCUGAAUAUGAGUUCCUGUUAAUACUAGACAGUUGGUAGUAACACAAAUACCGCUAUGAUAAAGGAUAAUUGUAGGUACUAUUUAUAUUUUUAAUUAUAUUUUGUACCCUGACAUUGUACAUUUCUCUAUUAUUUUUUACAAAAUAAAAAAUAUAUUUAAUUUACAUACAACAAGCAGUCACUAGGCAAACAGUUAUUAGAGUAUUUUUUUACCAAUUUUUUACCUUAUCGAAUGUUUGCAAGGAGAGAACACAUCUGCUGAAAUGGCUAUAACUAACAAGAUUUCCCACAAAUCCUAAAUAUUAUGUCCCAUAUUUCAGGAAAUUUCCACGUGUGUACAUGAAUAAUGAUUGUAAGUUCUGCAGUUUAUAUGCCCUAUUUUUAACUUUAUUUAUAUUUAAUGAAAAAUACAGCGCCAAAAUUUUAGUCUAAACGUUUUUUAUAAAUAUACAUAUAUACGUAGAUGAAAAUGGGAGAAUUGCAAUUAAUAAAAAAUCCAUAAUGUAACAUGUAAAUGCGUUUAAUACACUACUUUUUGUUUAUUUACGUCAUUUCUUUGAAAGAUCAACAACAGCAAAGG